This is a messenger RNA of Phyllostomus hastatus (greater spear-nosed bat), 3000 nucleotides long. It is a transcript of the gene PRELID3A, whose product is annotated as PRELI domain containing 3A. Lineage: Eukaryota; Metazoa; Chordata; Mammalia; Chiroptera; Phyllostomidae. The transcript has 6 exons. Gene Ontology annotation, cellular component: mitochondrial intermembrane space. The record is from RefSeq and is a predicted model, not a curated record. Gene Ontology annotation, biological process: phospholipid transport. Bases 320 to 1021 code for a protein of 233 amino acids. Gene Ontology annotation, molecular function: phosphatidic acid transfer activity.
GGGUGGAGCAGCUGUGGAGCCCAGGUUCUGGAGCCAGCAGCCCGCGCCCUGCGACCAGCGGCGAUGAAGAUCUGGAGCUCCGAGCACGUGUUCGGGUGAGGCCAGGCUGCGGGCCACCGUGGGGUCUGGGCCGACGCCCGCUCCUGCUCCUGACCCUGCCCCCCGCGCCGCUAGGGGAGGCCUAGAAUGGCCGGACUGCAGACCCGGCUCUCGCAGAGCCUUACCAGCCUGACGUGAACCGUGAACCGUGCCCCGAUAGCUGCCUCGGUCUCCUAAAAAGAGGCUCAGCCACCCUUGGGACAAAGUCAUCAAAGCUGCUAUGAGGAAGUACCCAAAUCCGAUGAACCCCUGUGUCGUGGGAGUCGAUGUGCUGGAGCGCAGUGUGGACGGUGGUGGCCGGCUUCACAGCCACCGCCUCCUCAUCACUGAGUGGGGGCUGCCCGGCCUUGUGAGAGCGAUUUUGGGAACCACUAGGACUUUGACAUACAUCAAAGAACAUUCUGUUGUGGAUCCAGUGGAAAAGAAAAUGGAACUUUGCUCCACCAAUAUCACACUCACAAACUUGGUGUCGGUGAACGAGAGGUUGGUGUACACACCCCAUCCAGAGAACCCUGAAAUGACUGUGCUCACACAAGAAGCCAUCAUCACUGUGAAGGGGAUCAGCCUUGGCAGCUAUCUGGAAAGUUUAAUGGCCAACACAAUAUCAUCUAAUGCAAAGAAGAUGCCUCAUCCCAAAAAUCAAAGAGGAAAGAAAGAGAGAAAAAAAGAAAGGAAGAAAGAAGCGAGCCCUAGAUGCGGUUCACCAGCCCAGUCUGAGAGAGGUGUGAAAUCUGCUGGAACCUGCUGUCUGCCCGCUCAUAGCCCCCACCAGGCUCCUUGUGGUGACCUCCCAGGACAGAAGGCCUGGCUGAAGCGCAGGUGGAGUUCUAGUCCAUUGCAGAGUGAGACCCAGAGGAGGAAGAACUCUGACAGGAGGAAGACAAGGACCCUUCAGGGUCCACUUUGUCAUCCUGAUUGCUGACCAGGGUCCUGGGCUCUGCUCACAGCCCAGUUGCCCCAUGCCAGCAGUUAGUCAGAUUGUUCUUGUGCCUUGUCUAUUUUCUGCUUAGCAGCAGCUCCCAGCUCUUUCUUGCCAGUUCUUGGGAUCUCACUAAAUAGCUUUUUUUCUUUUCAGAGAGCUGUCCAUUUCCCUCCAAUGCCUCUGAAAUGAUAGUCUUCACAACCAGCCUCUUCACACAUAUCUGGCUACCAUGUGUCAUUUGAGAUGAUGUUGCCACGUACCCUUCUCUUCUCAUCACUGCAGAAAAUCUGCAUACCCCACAGUAGGGGCGUCCACCCUCAGCAGCGACGUGUCUGGCUGACAGUACUGUGAGCUUUCCAAUCAGGGACAGAUUGGUCAGGAGAGCAAAGCACUCUGUCUUCAGCCUGCAGCGAGUUUGUCCAGCCACCCUAGACUAGUGACCCCAAGUGCUGAAGGCCUGUGUCACUUCUCACCAUUCAGACCUGUCCUCACGGAGAGAGAGCCACUGUCAAGAGGUGGUGGCAGCAGCACUCGUGAUUGUAAGCACUCUGCCAUCCAAUUAGAUUCAAGGCACUUCCAAAUUAAGAGUUUUAAUUUUCCCAUUUUCCAAAAUAAAAUGAACAACUUCUUUCAAUAUAUUGCAAAUUAUAAAAAUUUUAGAGAAGGCCUCCUCCAUAAAGGGUGGGUAGAACUGUUUCACUAUGUUUUAUUAGGUAAACUAAUUAUUUGAUACUAAUUGUUUUACUUUUUGUUUGAUAAUAGUAAUUCCAAUCCAAAAUGAAAUUACAUUUUUAUCAGACUAUUUAAUGAAUAUAGCUUAAGGUAAAAUAGAGUUAAAAAAUUUAUGACAAAAGAAAACUCUUACCCCUUCUGCAGAGUAAGGCUCAACCCUUCUAAGGGACUUGGAAAUUCUUUGGCAAUUUCUGCCAUUUAUUUCUAGAUUUCUAAAUAAAUAAGCAUAUUGUACUAUUUCUUGAUUCAGUAAUUUCAGAUAUUACCUGUUGACUUCCUGUUGUGGUAGAUUAUUAUUUUACUUCUCUUACAGCUUCUCUCCCUCCCUCAUUUCUCCAGUAUAGCUAUAUUGUAAUUUGUGGCGAAAAGCACAUUCAUAGUUUCCAAAAUUUUGAAAAUGCAUUACCAAGCCAAACCUAAGUACCAUAAUUGUGUUUUCUUAAUAUAACUCUUUCCCUCAAAUGUACUACUAAUCUUAUUUUUUCACCAAUUGAAUUUUAUUUUUUAAAAGUCUCUGGCUGAGUCCUUCUACAUUGCUUACCUACUCUCCACAGCGCCCAUAGUGUUAUUUUCCACGGGCCAGACCUUGGAGGUAGCACCUCCCUUUCUGGUUUCUGGGUGCUCUCCUUCUUGGAAGCCUGGUAUCACUGUCCUCCAACCAAGCAGCCACAGGGCUAUCUUCAUUCCUGGGCAUUUCCUUGGCCCGCCUCCUUUCCCAGAACCCUCUUCUCCUGGAUUCACUCCCUUCACUCCCUUCCUCUCUGUCCUAUUCUAGAAGGGGAAGGACAUCUUGUAGUAGCUCCUAAGAGUUGGUGCAUCUGAAAAUGUCUAUUCUGUUCUCAUGCUUCAUUCAUAGCUUGGCUGAACAUAUGAUUCUAGAUAAAAAAGAAAUAUUUUCACUCUAAAUUUUACAGGUAUUGCUCCAUUGUUUUGCACUCUGAUUCUUGAUUCUCUGUCUGUGGAUUUUUUUUUCUCUCUGAAUGCUUUUAGGAUCUUUUUAUCUCUGAUGUUGUGAAAUGCCAUAUGGUUAAGUCUCAUUUGAAGUGCUCUUUUAAAAUUCACUAUGUUGGCCCUGGCUGGUGUGGCUCAGUGGACUGAGCGCCAGCCUGCAGACCAAAAGGUCACCGGUUUGGUUCCUGGUCAGGGCACAUGCCUGGGUUUUGGGUCAGGUCCCUGUCUAGGGGUGUGCACCAGGCAACUGAUUGAUGUAUCUCUCAUGCAUCAUUGUUUCUCUCCCUCUCUUUCUC